Messenger RNA from Ostrea edulis (European flat oyster), 2253 nucleotides. RefSeq names its product proline-rich protein 36-like. The record is from RefSeq and is a predicted model, not a curated record. The transcript is spliced from 2 exons. NCBI's taxonomy places the organism in Eukaryota, Metazoa, Mollusca, Bivalvia, Ostreida, Ostreidae. The coding region runs from base 1 to 2253 and encodes 750 amino acids.
AUGACCUACCUCCUGUGCAGUAGUUUUAAUAAUAACAUCGGUAUAGCGCAGGACAGCAUUUAUGCAAGAUCCUAUGGACAUGUAUCACCACACCCCAAUACAAGUGUCACCACACCUCAUAUACAAGUGUCACCACGCCUCCGAUACAAGUCACCACACCUCCUAUACAAGUGUCACCACACCUCAUAUACAAGUGUCACCACACCCCAAUACAAGUGUCACCACACCUCUAUACAAGUAUCACCACACCUCCAAUGCAAGUGUCACCACACCUCCAAUACAAGUGUCACCACACCUCUAUACAAGUAUCACCACGCCUCCGAUACAAGUCACCACACCCCCAAUACAAGUCUCACCACACCUUUGAUACAAGUGUCACCACACCUCAUAUACAAGUGUCACCACACCUUUAAUACAAGUGUCACCACACCUCAUAUACAAGUGUCACCACACCUCCAAUACAAGUAUCACCACGCCUCCGAUACAAGUGUCACUACACCUCCAAUACAAGUCUCACCACACCUCCAACACAAGUCUCACCACACCUCCAAUACAAGUUUCACCACACCUCAUAUACAAGUGUCACCACACCUCCAAUACAAGUGUCAUCACACCUCCAAUACAAGUGUCACCACACCCCAAUACAAGUGUCACCACAACUCCAAUACAAGUGUCACCACACCUCCAAUACAAGUGUCACCACACCUCCAAUACAAGUGUCACCACACCUCCUAUACAAGUGUCACCACACCUCCUAUACAAGUGUCACCACACCCCAAUAAAAGUGUCACCACACCCCAAUACAAGUGUCACCACACCUCCAAUACAAGUGUCACCACACCUCUAUACAAGUGUCACCACACCUCCUAUACAAGUGUCACCACACCUCUAUACAAGUGUCACCACACCUCUAUACAAGUGUCACCACACCUCCAAUACAAGUGUCACCACACCUCCAAUACAUGUUUCACCACACCUCUAUACAAGUGUCACCACACCUCUAUACAAGUGUCACCACACCUCCAAUACAAGUGUCACCACACCUCCAAUACAAGUGUCACCACACCUCUAUACAAGUGUCACCACUCCUCCUAUACAAGUGUCACCACACCUCUAUACAAGUGUCACCACACCUCUAUACAAGUGUCACCACACCUCCAAUACAAGUGUCACCACACCUCCAAUACAAGUGUCACCACACCUCUAUACAAGUGUCACCACACAUCCUAUACAAGUGUCACCACACCUCUAUACAAGUGUCACCACACCUCUAUACAAGUGUCACCACACCUCCAAUACAAGUGUCAUCACACCUCCAAUACAAGUGUCACAUACCUCCAAUAUAAGUGUCAUCACACCUCUAUACAAGUGUCACCACACCUCCAAUACAAAUGUCACAACACCUCCAAUACAAGUGUCACCACACCUCCAAUACAAGUGUCACCACACCUCUAUACAAGUGUCACCACACCUCCAAUACAAAUGUCACCACACCUCCAAUACAAGUGUCACCACACCCCAAUACAAGUGUCACCACACCCCAAUAAAGUGUCACCACACCUCCAAUACAAGUGUCACCACACCUCUAUACAAGUGUCACCACACCUCUAUACAAGUGUCACCACACCUCCAAUACAAGUGUCAUCACACCUCCAAUACAAGUGUCACAUACCUCCAAUACAAGUGUCAUCACACCUCUAUACAAGUGUCACCACACCUCCAAUACAAGUGUCACCACACCUCUAUACAAGUGUCACCACACCUCUAUACAAGUGUCACCACACCUCCAAUACAAGUGUCACCACACCUCCAAUACAAGUGUCACCACACCUCUAUACAAGUGUCACCACACCUCCAAUACAAGUGUCACCACACCUCAAUACAAGUGUCACCACACCUCCAAUACAAGUGUCACCACACCUCUAUACAAGUGUCACCACACCUCUAUACAAGUGUCACCACACCUCCAAUACAAGUGUCACCACACCUCCAAUACAAGUGUCACCACACCUCUAUACAAGUGUCACCACACCUCCAAUACAAGUGUCACCACACCUCAAUACAAGUGUCACCACACCUCCAAUACAAGUGUCACCACACCUCCAAUACAAGUGUCACCACACCUCUAUACAAGUGUCACCACACCUCUAUACAAGUGUCACCACACCUCUAUACAAGUGUCACCACACCUCUAUACAAGUGUCACCACAUCCCGGGACCACUACAUGUUGGCAGUGUUUCAUAGGUCACUAG